Molecule: messenger RNA, 2033 nt
Organism: Arachis stenosperma
Lineage: Eukaryota; Viridiplantae; Streptophyta; Magnoliopsida; Fabales; Fabaceae
Exons: 9
Coding region: 82-1839 (585 amino acids)
Source: RefSeq, a predicted model, not a curated record
AAUAAUAACCUAACAUGUUCACAACAACUCAGAGAGAGUGAAGAACAGUUGAAGCUAACCACCACCACGCACCGCAACGUGAUGGUGGACGAAGAAGGUGAAUUCGCCGGCACAAUUUGCUCUAUUUGCUACGAAGAUCUCAAACCAGUUUCCGAAGAUCUUCAAUCUAUCUCCGUUUGCGGCCACGUCUUCCACGAGCUUUGCUUGCAGCAAUGGUUCGAGUACUGUUCGAAAGCGAAGAAGCACACUUGCCCCGUUUGCAAGCAGAGUUGCAGGGUCGGCGAUGCUUGCAGGCUUUACUUCCAAUCGGUGGGAGAUGUGGUCGAAUCUGUUAUGCAUCGGAAGCCAUUUGAUUCCGAAGAAGAUUCCGGAGUUUUGAGAAAGGAAGUGAACAGGUUGGAGGUCAGGCUUUCGGGGCUUAGUUCAGAGUUGGAGAAGAAAGGGAAAGAAAUUGAGCAGCUCACCAAGGAGCUUGGUGCUUGCAAGGAGAAAGCAAAGAUUGAAAUAGCAUUAAAAAAUGAGGCCUUGAGUCAAAAAGCAUCCAUGCAAACCGAGCUUCGUAUGAAGUCAGAGGAGCUUGAGAAGUCAACUUUUGAGUGCUAUUCAUUACAAAAAAGAAAUAUCACUUUGGCUAAAGAAAUUGCGGCAUUUAAAUUAGUCUCUGAUCUUGACCUUAAUGAAGAGGAAGUUUUGAAGUAUGCAACUUUGGGUAACGGGUUUAAUCAUAAAGAUACGAUAGACACAUUGAGCAGAUCUAUGGUUCGGCGUAACAGGGAUUACAAAGAUCUAAUAGCUAAACGCAAUGAAUUAGUGGCCAAGUGCAAUCAUCUAGAAAAGGGUGAGGCUCGGUACAGUAAAAAGCUUGAGAAGGCUAAGGAGAAGAUUCUUAAAUUGAAGGCUAGGGUACAAGAACUAGAGACAGCUGCAGAAGUAAGAGAGAACCAUUAUCUGAAGUCUUUGAAAGCUUCAAAGAUGAAUAAGUGUUCAAAUAAUCUUGAAAACAACCUCAGUUCUAAGAAUGAUGUACCCACGACCAGCAAUACUCCAUUAAAUGAGCAAACUAAACAAACUUCACCCAAAUCUGAAAUGGACUUGAGUGUGAGCAACAGUAAAUCUCUACAAUUUUCAAGGAUAGUCAACUGCAUUCCUACCGAAAGUAAAGCUGUAAAUGUUAGUAAUGAAAAUAAAUCUACCCCUGCUCUUCGAAAAGAGAGGGAUUUUAUAUCUCUUGAUGCUGAUGCUUCAGAAUUUACUGAACCUUUGUCUGGAGGGUCAAGACGUGACUGCAAUGAUCGAUACAGGGAUGGUGCUGCUCUUAGCAAGCCUACUGUAGCCAAGUCAGAUGCAGCAUCCGAAAAGAAGGAAGAAACAGCAGCUCAAGGAACAUGUAACUUGGCUGAUUCUUCAAGAAUUGACAUUGAUGUUGAAAUGACGAAAAAUGAUGUCAUUGAUUUGGAUGAUGAUAUAACAUUACUCGAUAAACAAGUUCAACCCAAGGUUAAUAUUAUAAAGGAGUCACCACCAAUAAUUGCAAAUCCAGGGGACAUUUGUUUUUCUGGCGGAUUGCUUGGUCCUGAUGGAUCACAUAGGUACUUGGGUAAAUGGUGCAAGCGUAGAAAAAAUGGCGAAUCGCAAUCAGUAGAUGGAGGAUUGAUAGCUGUUGGGGCUGAUGGUAGAGGUGGCAGAACUAAAGUUCUAAGGACAGCAGGCCAAACCUUCAUGGAUGACAAGGAAAAUGACAAGGAAUCAAAAAGGUUAAAGGUUGGACCUAAGAGAAGUAGUUUGCGACCCCAGGGAUGUCUGCAGAUAGAUCACUUCUUUGGCAGGGUUAAUCACUAAUCAAAAUUUUUUUCCAGGUUUGUGGGCCUUGUAUGUUUUUUAUGUCCAUGUUAUAAAAGGAAAAGGAUUGCAUCAGUUGUUACAAAAAAUAUAUACCAUGGAAAAGGAUGUUGAUUUUGGACAAAAUCUUUUCCAAUUGCUAGUGAAUAGUGAUUACUGGUGUCCAAAAAGAACUAGUGAUUAGCAAUAUUGUA